This is a messenger RNA of Lethenteron reissneri (Far Eastern brook lamprey), 17075 nucleotides long. RefSeq names its product protein phosphatase 1 regulatory subunit 3D-like. The record is from RefSeq and is a predicted model, not a curated record. Gene Ontology annotation, cellular component: protein phosphatase type 1 complex. NCBI's taxonomy places the organism in Eukaryota, Metazoa, Chordata, Hyperoartia, Petromyzontiformes, Petromyzontidae. Gene Ontology annotation, molecular function: protein phosphatase 1 binding; glycogen binding. Gene Ontology annotation, biological process: regulation of glycogen biosynthetic process.
UGUUGUCGCCGGUGGAACAUCCAUCCCGUCUCCUCCUCCUCCUCCUCAUUGCCUCCCCCCGCUCGCUCUGCUUCCCUCCAUGCUGCCCAUCAACGGAGACCUCACGUAAGUCGUGAGCGAGCAGUUGAGCGCCGUCGUUGUCCGACCGACUUCCCCUGGCCCCCUCUGAGAGAGACUGACGACGAUGACGACGACGGGGACGCUCUGCCGGUGAACGCGCGUGAGCGGAGAGGCUCUCUCCUCGGUGCUCUGAAGAUUCAAUCCGUGUCGGAUAAUGGAGCGAAGUGUUCCAUCGUCUCUCCACCGAGCGAGCGAGAACCCCGCCGCGGAUCCUGCCUCCGACGCCGACGCCGACACCGCCGUGCCCGCCGCGCCAGAGCCCGCAUCGGCGAACGGGCCCGUCAAGAUGAGCAUCCCCCGCAACCUGAGCUACGUGUCGGACCUCUUGGAGAAGAUGCACUUCUCCAACGAGAGCUCGGCGCUCUGCGCCACCAAAGAGGAGUGCGACGGCGGCGGCCCCGCGGCGGCGGCGGCCUCCAACGGGCCCAGCGGCGGCCACGGCGGUGAGGACGUCGCGCCUGCACAGGGCCCGUGCAGCGCUUGGGCAGAGAUGCACGCCUUCGGCCGGCCGUGCGACUACAUCAUGAUGGACAGCCCUGCGUCGCUACCGCUCCUGCGAAGGCGCGCCAAGUCACUACCCCCACCAUCGGUGCGCGCCAAGCAGGCGGCAGCGGCGAGCGGCACGGUGACACCCAACACGCGCAAGCGCGUGCGCUUCGCCGACUCGCUGGGGCUCGACCUCAUCAGCGUGCGCCACUACAGCAACAGCGAGGAGGUGUCCAUCCCGAACCGCGUGCUCUCCCAGCUGCGCCGCGGCAGCGCAAGCGGUAGCGUGCCGCGCUUCGGCUACAGCCAGCGGAUCGAGAGCCGCUUCCUGGAGCCGCAGUUUCAGCAGCCGGGCACGACGCCAGACUUCCUGGAGCGCGUGCGGUCACAGAAGGUGUCCCUCGAGAGCCUGGUGGUCACGUCGGAGCUUGGGCUGCACGGUCUCAUUAGGGUGCUUAACCUGCACUUUGAGAAGUUUGUGUCGGUGCGCUAUUCGCUCAACGGCUGGGCGACGCAGCAAGAGGUGGUGGCGACGUACGUGCCGGGUUCGAGCGACGGCCACACGGACAAGUUCGGCUUCUCCAUCAAGACGCCGCCCUUCAUGGAGGCAGGCGCGCUGAUACAGUUCGCCGUGUUGUUCGUGUCCAAGGGUCAGCAGUACUGGGACAACAACGGCGGCGCCAAUUACGUCGUGCGGUGCCACUGCCUCAAGCUGUCUCCGCCGCGGGACUACGAGGACUCGUGGAUUCACUACAUCUAGGACCCCCCCCCUCCCCCCCCGAUGGAUUUGCGGGGUCACUUCCACGUGUGAACGUGCGCAUACGCACUCGGAGGAUGCGAGGCGUGCGGAGGCGACGCGAGGGCGCCGCUCGCGGAUCGUCGAUUGAAGGCCACCGCGAGCACCGUCGUCAAUUCAGCCGUAGCCUCCAUGGACCGCGCGGCCGUGCCGGUCACAGCUAAGGGGCCAUCGGUGGCAUCGCACGCCUCACUGCCCCCUCCCCCUGCCUUUCCCUUGAGCGCCCUAAGGAGGGCGACCCAGACUGAGGGAAAAUUAUCCAACAGGGCCAAGGUGGAUUUGAGGGGCCUGCUAGAGAUUUGGGACGCAAGGAGGGGACGACGGGAAGGGGUUUUUUUUCAGCGUAAUGGAAUUCGAUAAUGGCAGCAUACGUUUUGGGUUUUGAGUAUUGAUCACCUGGGUCCAUUAACCAUUUUUAUACCGACGCUUUGGAGAUUUGCUCACAGCCGUUUGUGUAAGGUGGUUAAUUGACCCCAUGGUUUUAAAUUGUUAACACUAUUGCACGUGAAAAAAUAGUAAUCAGUCAGACAAAAGGAUGUGUAAGUAAACUGCUAAACUGCUGCAGUUGGCGUGUGCCCAUGGGAGGUAACACAGACCAGGGUGGUCCGGUUAUGGGUCCUAGAGGUAGGAGUCGCGAAUGAAACGCAUCGAGUUCUGCAGUGUGUGGCGUUCUGUCGCUUUGACGACGACGACAACGAUGAUGAUUAUUUAUGGGCAGUGUGUUGCUUGUUACGGCGCCCGUGUGAUUGUGGGGUCGGGUUCAGUGUGGACUGUGACUGUUGGCUUAGGAGGAGGCAUAGGGCAGGCAACGAUGUUCAUUUAAAUGCAAGUGUGGGGAAAUUCACUCACCCAGAUAGGGUGAACACUGAGGUCAAACUGGGGUUAAUAACGGGCGUACUGUACCAUGUUCGGGGAACAUGAGUGUUGGUGAACAUUUUUUUGUAAUAUCUACAUGCGUCAUCAUCAUUACCAUUUUCAUCAUUUAACAUCCUCGCGACCUAUCAACAUCAAGCAAAUCAUCAUUGCUAGGGGUGUAACAACAUAUUGAUUGAUAUUGGUUUGUAAGGCUCCCCAGCUAAGCGUUGAAUUGCAUAUGUAGGAAUUUUCAUCGGCCAUGAUCGAGCCACUGCUGGAUGAAGGCCUCCGAAGCCGUCCUUAUUUCUCCACCAUCUUGCGAUGCAACGGUCCAUUGCCCCCCCCCCAUCUCCACGGUUGACGUCCUCUCGGGCGUUUCCUCCUUUGGCUGCGACUCUGACGUUAGGCUCGACCUCCGGCCAUCAUCCCAAUUAGUGACAAGUCCUGGCCGAGCCCGUUUACUUUUUAAUUUAUCAAUAUGGUGCCUCUAACAUGCAUUAUCUCUGUAAUCUGUGCGGUUUAUUUUUUGUGCCACGCAGUGUAAGUAAAAGCAUGCACCUUUCCAUGCUUCUGUGCACAUGUUUCAGCUUUUGUUCUGCUGGGUCAACGUCCAUGUUUCUGAUUCACGUGUUGUGUUACUCAUAUUGAAAUUAUGUGCAAACAUUACGUUUUGGAAUAAUGGAGUGAACAAUAUAAUACCAGCGAGACGGUAAAAACGACGCAUCGUGGAAUAAGUAAUAAAUUAUUGAGUAAAAUCUAAUCUCAGCCCUGAAUCGCGGCAAGUCAUUGUAUCUCCUGGAUGGAGGUAAACCAUUGCAACCCUAAUGAUCAAUGGAAAUCGCCAAUAUCAGCAUCAGCUGCAGCAGUGCAAAACCAACAUUUUCAUUAUCAUUAGGAGCUGCAUUGGUAAUUAAUGCAGUGCUGAGUGAAAGCCUCACCCGUUCUGUAUACCUCAAAUUCAUCUCCCUCUGUUGUGUGCUCCUUACAUGUUUUUUUUAUGUAUUUUGUUUUCCAUUCUUGGAAUUUACCCAUACCUAUGUGCUUGCUGCUUCUAUGCUCGAGAAAAUGUAUGUGGCCUUCAUGUGUGUGUUUGCUAUGUUCAGUUGUGAGCGGGUGUUUGUGUGCGUCCACGUGUAUUUAUGUGUGUAUGUAUGUACAUGUGAUGGUGAGUACGUGGUAUGUUCUUGAAUUGUAUUCUGUAGUAACACUGGUCUGGGUGUAUGUUUUGGGUGUGCUUGUUUGUACUGAAACUCGCCAGGUCAGUUACUGUCAGGUAUAUUCCUGCCCAGGCAUGCAUUGCUCUGUAAUUUUCACUAAAGUUAAGCCUAGCAUUGACAUUUCGUCUUUUUCUUAGCAUUUUUGUCAUAUUGUAAGAUUCACUUUUAUAAUGCAUAUGACGUAGCCUAAUUCAUUAUCACGAGAUUGUCGACACAACCGCUCCAUCUGCUCACGCUCUAUUUGGAUGUGACCUUAAGAUUUGCAGCUCUAAUUUUGGACCCGUAGUGUUCUAAAUGCUACACUGGCACUUGCCCUACGACCUUGGCAACUUGAUUGUAUACUGGGACCUUACGAGAGAAACUGUACGAGUUGUGAUGCGAGUCGGAUGCAUUUGCCUGUGUGCGCGCGUGUGUGUGAACCACUGCCGAUCCCGUUGGCCAGAUGUCCAAGGCUUGCAUCCGGCUAUUGCAAGGGACCUGCGCAGCAUGUGCGCGUGCGCGCCAAAAUUUGGGUGAUAUCCAAUGACCCGGUUAGCUUCACGUUUGGAGCAGAAGCCCUGCACCGCCUUAGAAGGGUGACCGAAGGACAGCCUCCUUCUUGCUGGACGAGAGGGAGCUGCGUUUAGCACCCAGCAGUGCGCACUGGCCCUGAGUGACUGCUCUGACAUUUAGCGCCCAUGGCAGAGGAACGCUUUUAAAACGAGCCGCCCUGCUAUGCUGGGUGUGGGGGGAGGUGGUGGGGGUGGGGUGGAGGCUGCCUUGAAAAGCUCACUCCAUCACCUUGUGAAUGGCAGAGGUAAAAAAAGACAAAGUUACAACUGGAUGAGUGGCAUCUUUUUUUUUUAAACGUCCGCGGAUGCGCGGGGAUGUGUGGUGGUGGUUUGGGGGCACGUGGAGAAGGCGCACGCCGGCCAACUGCUGUAGUUUGAAAAUGUUGCUAAUGUUGUUAAUCCGGGAAAACGCACACACGCUUUGACUGCGCGGCGGCAACGAGGGAGACUGCGCCGGUAUUGGGAUCUACUGUCGAUGUUUGACAAUGCACCGACGAGCGACUGAAGUUUAAAUCGUUUUCCGGCAACAUAACACCAUGCAAGCAACUGUGCUUGAGCGUGCACCGAGAUGUAACAGCGCACACGCACGCACGCGUGUACCCCGUAUGUACACAAGCAGUCAGCCUUAUCCAGACCACCAGCUGCAAAGAACUGAAUGUGUGGAUAUUUUGUCGUUUAGACAACCAACUGUAAGAGUUGACAAAAUGUGGCCAUUCCAACAUAUGCCACUUCGGAGCUGGUCUUCUGAAUAAGGACGAGUGCUUUUGUCCGCACAACGCUGCACACCUUUGUGUGCGUGAUUUUUAUAUGCUUGUUUCCAGCCUGCAUUAAUUGUCCUGUUGUGAUGGGCUUUCUCGUAGUUUUGCAGUUGCGAUUAAGUACACCUACAAGCGCAGUUUAGUGUCUAUGAGCUCGGAGCUUUAAAAUGUGCAAACACUGUGUUCACCUGAGAGGUGAAAGUGGAAUAAACGCUGCACAAUGAGCAGACUGUACACUGGGGCUUUUCAAAUGUAAGAAAAUGUAAUCAAGCGAACACGAGUAUUGCGACUUGAGAUGGCGCGUGCAACGGUACCGCAGCAGAGAUGUGUGUAGAGCAGCUUGCAAUGCUCCUCUUCUCUAAUGUACAGAAUGACGGUCGUUUAGCCCUGCGCUGUUGGGAGUGCGCUACAGUGCGUGGCAUCUGGAGGGAUUGGAGAAAUGUCACCAUCGAUCGGCCAACUUAUUGUUCAGCAUCUUUAAUGGAAUUAAUUGGCUGCGUCGCACUGUUGUGCCAUCAAUCAAGGGAAUUGUGUUCUGAAGAGGGAACUGGUUGAGUCGGGGAGUGAGGGGGUUAAAACCUGGGGUCAUAACUCUGCUACUCACCACUGCCGACCAUCUGUCUUCUCAUACUCUACCGAGAUUCGCUAUUCCAAUGCAAAUUAUCUGCUGAUGCAUCGCUCACAGCUGUUGAUGGCAAACAUCGACCAGUGUCUUUAUUCAGAAGUUGGGUGACGUCCCUUUCAUAUUCUUCUUUCAGUUAACGUUUUCUCGUUAUGCAAGGGAGACUUCGGUGUUACCCUCCAGAAAGGGUCCCUAACAAAUACAGUACGUGAAACAGAAUUUUACUUUCAAAUUUGGUAUCCGGACUAUGGCAUGGGCACAACAAGGGCCGCAUCGGUAUUUUAUUUUUGUGAGUGACAUCACAGGAUCUUGAGGGACCAAUUUACAACAGUCGGCACGCUUUGGUAAGAACAACAGUCGGCACGCUUUGGUAAGAACAACAGUCGGCACGCUUUGGUAACAACAACAUCGCACAGAUUUGAAGCUCGUGGCUCCAUUUCGUACGUUGCCAAAAAGCAGUUUUCCGUGGACCUGGUAGGAAACUGCCCAAAUUGACAGAGCAUUGCAUAGGUCUGGCCAUGUUUGCACCACAUAUUUGCGGAAACUAGCUUAACCACAACACAAUGGACAGCAAAAGGAUCGUGGGAUAGGAGUUGCUCUUUUAGGCUCCUUGCUGAAAGAGACACGGCUGUGUGAAUUGUUGAACACGAAUGAACAUGGCUGCUGCAACCCCAGGAGAAUGUAAAUCUACUACCAGUUCAUAAAACAUUUAAAAAUAUAUUUUUACUUGAAAAAAUAUUUACAACCCCUUUGUCAGCGCCUGCUAGAUGAAGGCUUCCCCACGCCCUGUUGGUCAUAGGGGUCCAUUUGACCGUUACCUCGUGCUGGUUUGUGAAGGGAAGGCAACUACUGCUUCAGAUAAUCGCUCAUCACUGAUGUUAGCCGUGGCCCGGCAGAAAACUCGGGUCACCAGCUUUAUAGCGCAGUGCGCAAACCACUGCGCCACUGCUUUGGCGUGGUAUGCACUGCACUCUAUCCACCCUUUUCCCUGUCCCAUAUUUAUUUUAUAUCUCUUUAAAUUGCGAGCCAAGUGAGAAGUUUCACUUCAGGAGUUCCACGACUCUGUGCAACAGCUCCUUAUUUCCGAUGGAGAAAGCUGACCCUGCACAGUUGCUUCUGAGUUCACGUAAACCUUGGUCUGUACACACCGCUUCUGAAUUGGUGCUGUCUGACAAACUAUGGGUUAAAGCUUUACACACCUGAAGCAAUUAAAUGAAAAUGCAGAGAGAGCUCGGCAGAGCGACAGUGGAUGGGAGCAGUAGUACUAAGCCACUUGCUUUCCUUGAGCCGAGAUUGGCUUGGAAUGGUCACAUCACUGAGCUUGUUUCAGUGUGUGCUGCGAAAUGAGUAAAACUGUACUGCAGUCUGUGGUUGCCCUAUGGAGAGAAUGGCCACUACCAGGGGAAUGUAGAGUUUUUUUUUUUUAUAUGGCUGGCUUGAACCUCCCAAGAGAGUUUAAGACUGCCUUAUUGAUCAGGGAGACACGUUGAAGUCAUUGUAGUUUAUUAAAAUCGAUUUUUGGGUUAGGCCUUGUUAACAAAAAUACAUUCAUCAUAUUAAUGGCUGUAAAAAGCUACGUAUUAAAUUGUAGUCUAUGUAAACACUUUUGAUUACUGUUUUUUGGGAAGUCAGCAAUGGUUGUGCAUAAAUUGGCCCCUGUCUUGAUAAUGUGGAAUUGCCACCACUGGUCCAGGACCACCAACAGAGAUGAGCACUGACCAGUAGUCAUGUGAGUUGGGAGUAUUUUUUUCCCAUAAUAUCAUGUGGAUAAAAGGUAUUCUGCAGAUAACUUAAUAACACUUCAAUGUGCUCGGGAAAAAUUAAGAUCACGCUCUGACUGGAUGUUAAACAUUACACACUGGACAGGGUGAAAUCUAUCUCAGUUGAACGACAGUUGGUGGUUAGAGAGAAGCGGAAAGAGCACUGCAAGGAGAUAUAAUUAAAGGAAAUGGUCGUCCCCCCAACAGGCCUCAAGGCCAAAGGACUAUAUAAGUAGAUGCAUUGAUAUGCUCUAAUCGAAAUUGAAUUAUAUUGCAAUUGAAAACAACAACAACAGUGACUGCAAGUGUACCCAGCAUGUGCUUGGUAAGAGAUACACCCACGAUCGAGUUGGCCUGGUUGUCAUGGGGCCUAACGCAUCUGUCAAAGCAUCGAGCCACCUCCCCUUACCGGCCUGGUUUGAACCCCAGGGGGCCACAUAGAGCGGAAUUAAUUGUCACGGUCGGUGAGCUUUAUAAUAAUGAUGACAAUUUCUCUAGCACCGUAAUAUGGAAAGCCAUCACAAGGGCACUUGGUCACGAAUUCCAAAGUCAAAAUGUCUCCCUCACUCAAAAACGCAUAGGGCGGGCACUGUCCCUCAGUUGGUGGCCCUGAGCCAGUGGUGGAAAUUCCACGUUCCUAUGGCAGGAUACUAUAGAGCACGAUCACUGAUGACUGCACAAAAGCAGUUGAACAUUAUAUUUGUGCUGGAAUUUGUCGCGGCCAGCUCUUGAGGGUCUACCAGUGUCGGACACAAAAGGGAAGUCCAUAAGAAACGAAACCUAAUGGAGCGACGUCCUCGAAAUGCUAUGCUGAUAGCACAAUUGGUGUGUAAUUGAGUAGAGAGUCAAAUAAUAACAAAAUUUUUUAAUCCUCAACAAUAAUGUGCAGUUUAAUGACAGCCCAUUCGUAAAUGCCUCGCGGAGGUCGGAGAUACCCACUGAGAUGAGAACUUCGCGCUCGGGAUAAUGAAAUUAUGUGCACGUCGUGGGUGAAUUCCCAAGCCUGGAGGCGCGCCGGCUGAUUUUAAUUUUUGUCGUUGAUUUAAGCCCCCCGCCACCACCAUAGCACCAGCACCUUAAUAACCUACUUUUAAAAGAACACUUUCGUCAAUAACAAUGCCUUCAAAGAAUAUAUAUAAUCUUGAUUUGAAGCUUUCGUGACUGCAGGAAUCCAUACUCUUUGGUUCUUUCGGUAAAGUAACGUAGGUAGAAAAUAAAAUAAUGUCACGACGUUUCGGACGCUUGUGUUGCGCCCGAAACGUCGUGAUUUAUUUUAUUUUAUACCUACGUGACUUUACCGAAAGAACCAAAAAGUAUAAUAUAUAUAAUAGGAGACAUUUGGUACAAUGGCCCUUCAUAUGCUACCAAGGGCCAUUUAACACAACUCCGCCAAUGAUAUAUUUUCUCCCUCGUAAUGUGAAGGAGAUUCGGAAACUUGUUCUUUUUUAACGCAGUGUUUUUGGCGAAUAUGAGGCGUUUUGUUGUUCAUUAAUUAUGCUUGUGCACCACUGCCAACGCAGCAGGAUCACCAAAUGUAUUUUUUACAUGUGUUUUGUUGUUGUUAAAGGCACUCUCUGACGUGAAUCACCCUUUAUGAGAUGACGGAUACCGGGGGAGGAGCGGCUUCCGUGGUGCCUAUCGACGGCCUCCUUCCUGGGUUGUUGGCUGUGUUGAUGGUUUGUUCUAUGGGCCUUGUCCAGCUCUCAAGUUAUGCAGGAGGACGUGGGUUCAAUCCUGACCCAUGACGCCUGCUGAUUCUCUAGAGUUUGUGAUCGCGAGGAUUUUUCUUCGGGUCCUCCAGUUUUUCCCUCCACAUUUAGAACGUGCAUAUUUAACAGUAUUUGGCUGAUAUAUAUGUCCACGUGAUGAGCAACUUCUUUGAGCUAUCAUUUGUGACCUGGUCGUUUUUGUAAAAGAGCGAUAUAGCUGCACCCUCUCUGCAGGAAUGUUCAAGUGUCUAGUUAAUCGGUUCAUGUGGAGAAGCUCUGUGGAUCAUUCUCAGGAUUGUGAGAGAUGGUGGUGGCUCAGGCAGGCCUUCAACCCAGCAGGGGAUUGAUCAUGGCUAACUAUGAUGAUGAUGAUGGGAGUGUGUGUUUGUGUUGCUAUAUUUAUUGUGGGUGGCAUCAAGAGGAGAAAUAAUGUUGCAUCUGUUCCGGAACUCGCAGCAACUUUGUUGCAAAAUCUGGAAAAGGCUCCGUGUUGCCAUGGCCAACAGCGAUGUGAUUGGCUGCGUGUGAUCACGUGAGAUGGAUACAGUUGUUAUGACAACACAAAGGCAAAGAUAAAUAUGGCGGCGAAUGUUAAAGCACGCAGGUGUUAAAUAUUAAUAAUGUACUUGAUAAAUAUAUCUUUAUGAUGGUAAAUAGUACACUCAUUAUAAAUUAUACAUAAUUUCGUAUUAAAUUUUAUUCAUGUAAAAUUCCUUCAUGUUUUAAUACAGUUCAUUAUUGGACCUGGCUCAGGUUGUAGCUCAUUAUUAACAGAGUUAACGCUCCCAAUGAGAUGCGGUUAGGGCAGGGGUCGGCACCCUGUGGGUGCAGAGCCGCAUGCGGCUCUUCAAAGGACUCCUUCGUGACGUCAGUUAUUAACUACCACCGUCUCAUAUUCACAUGCAUUGCAGCUCUUUAAAUAUGGAGUUUUUUUUUACCGAAUUCGAAAAAUAUGGCUGUUCUUAUUGUGCUUUCCGACUCCUGGGUUAGGGUCCAUCGGUGAUCAUAUUCGUAGCCGGGCGGUUACCCGCAACCUUCAGCUGACAUUGGGCAAGGAACCACGUCAAAUUAAGGAGCCAUGUUCAACGAUAUUGACUUUGGUGUCCGUAAUCUGAUGAGCAACAGGAGCACGUGGAUCAGGGAACAAACACAAACCAGAGACGUCACAUUGACAAGAGGACUAAAUGGGCUCGGGGUAGGACACAUCGCCGGACGGAAUGAUGGGAUGGCAACGGUGUGGAAAGGCCUUCAUCCAACAGUGGCAUUGACAAUGGCUCAUGAUGAUGAAGACGAAUAUGUUGAGAGUUCGGCGAUGGAAGCUUCUCCGUGUGGCACACUUGGGCGGUGGGAGCGUAAUGGAAACGCCUCACACUGUGGUGAGAGUGUCCCAGUCGCGAUCAGAAGGUCAAGGGUUACAAUUCCGGUCGGGGUGUGGUUGGAUUGUCAUCCCUUCUGGUUGGUUAAAAUUAAUAGCACCACUUUGGUGAAAGUACACAGCAGUUCUUCGAAUACACUGGUCCCCGUCGUAGGAAUGUGGAAUUCCCACCACUGGCUCAGGGCCGCCAUUGAAGAUGACACGUGGACGUUUAGCCGUCGGAAGGUGAAAAUCACCCGGUUAUCUUGUCAGGACAAUCGAGUUACCAUGGGCUCGGCGUGUUCCGCGUGUACACAGGGUGGGUGGACAUUCUGGGCCUUGGACAAAGUUGCGAGAGACGGUGCCUUGGGGACGUUUGAGUAAUGAGAAUUGCUUGUGCAGGAGGAUUGGGAGCAUUCUGCGAGAGAGAGGGAGACGGCCAGCACUGUACCGUGUGGCAUGUGCGGGUGAAUGAGCCUCGGUAUUAUUUUUAUACGUAAACACGCACGUGAUGAACACGCAAGCGCGCAGCCAAAAAAACACCGGACACGGGGAUGCGCGCACGUGCACUCCAGCAAUGCUCUAAGAAAUCACCGAGUCUCCAGAGCGGGUGUCUCGUGGCUUUCCCGGCCUUACGUGCGAGCAUUUGCUGUGGUGGGUUCCCCCCCCCCCCCCUCACAUUGUUUGAUCGCAAUACAUUUUGCUAUCACUUGGCCGGGAUUCCCAUUGACUGGACGCACGUGUUACGACCCUCUUUCAUGUGCCUCGCCAGUGACUCGACAUUUCAAGUUGUUGUACACGUACAGCAAAGGGGCUGUUGUCUGGUACAGCCUUAAGCAAUAUGCGCGCCGGCGAGACGAGUGGCCGUUAGACUGGCGCCGCGCCAUGAGAAUGUCCAUUAGUUCAGGGUCCGUUAAGGGUGACGAGAUGGCCCCAGAUGCAUUGCAACCUUAGAUAACACAUCUCACUCUUUGCCUUUGGAUUAUUAUGCAAUAAUAAGUCAGGGAAGGCGAUUUUGUUGAAGUCACUUGAAGGAAAUAACAUUCUUUCCGUCAGCCUGUUGGUUAUUUUUCCACGUUGAUGUUUGCCAGUAGCAUUUGUUUAUAAGUUGAUAAUUUUGGACCAAUUUCAUCUUCGCUCUCUUUACAUCCCUCCGCCUCUCUCCACCUAGCAGUAUAAAAUUGGUACGCCACAAUUAAGUUGAUUUUGCAGAUCGUGUGUAGAGGGUUAAAGUGUGGGUACUAUCCUGCCUUCCAAGACGUCCGGUCAGCCAGCGUGGAAGAGUAAGCCAAAUACCCUCUAGGCCGCUCCCCCUGUAGUAGAAUCUCAUCGGCAAGGUGUGCACGCUGAUUGGCUGCCUUGUGCAAAGCCUGCUUUCAGUUGGCGAUCUGACCCACAGUCUUCGCCCGAUCCAGAUUGGCUGUAGCACUGCGUGCGUUUGAUGUCACGAUUGUGAUUUAUUUAUUCGCGUGUCUAAAAUAUCCGCGUGCGUGGGCCAUGGCGGAGACGCUCGCAUCUUGAAUUUCCAUCCUCUGGCCUGCCGGCAGAACGCCAAUCUUUUGACUACUUACUGUAGUGGAGUCGACAUAAAACUUUCAUGGGGAAGCGAAGCCGUGCAGUGCUCAUGCCUUAGCGCAGAGCCUAAAUCUCAUUAAUAAAUGAUUGGACUCGCGUUGUGCCCAUCACCACUGGGACAUCUUUUGGAUGAAAACAACGAGCAGUUGACAGUGAGGACCGUCCUUUCUCUUGAGUGCUUCCUGCCGAAUACGUUACAAGUUUUUUUUUUUCAAUGAAAUACAUGGAAAGAUCUGCAGCCUUUCAGGCUUUAAGUGGGCGCCACGUUAGGCUCUCUGCUGCAUGCUUUAGCAUUUAAUUAUAAGUGCGGUAGUGCUCUCGACUGUCUCUGGACAUCAGAAUUAUUAUCUAUCCAAAGUGGUGAGCCAGGGACGAAUUUAAAUGACUCGAAUGUGCAGAACAACAGGGAUGCACGAAUGGUACAGGCUGGGGACAUUCCCGCAGUAGGUCCCAUCUGCUGUAUACUAAGUACAAGUGGAGCCCUGCAAUUGCUUGCUCUACAACUGUUGGCGGAAGAGCCUCCGUUCAAGGGAGCUCUUGGCCGACUCUUCCAUGUUGACCAGAUGUAUUGGACGACGAUCUGCUCGUCUUGUUUAGCAAAACAUCACAUAGGCCCAGGGCCAAGAGGCUACACAGUUUUCAGAGGGUCGUGAAAGGAAACGGUUUACACUCAACGUAAACCGUUUUUUUUUAUUUUGAAUGACCGAGACAAAAAGUAUCGGUGCCUCCCUGCGCAAACUACCAUAGGGUGGUACUCAUCUUCUAUUAGCUGCCCUGAGCAAUUGAUGGAGAUUCCACAUUCUUGGCCAGGUCAAGUCUUUCAACAGGACGACCACCAUUGAUGACUUUGCACAUAGUGCUCAUUUUAUCGCCAUUGGACAAAUGAUGGGGUUGAGUCAACCUUCAGCUUAUUGUAAUUCGGGUGCUUUGCCACAGCGCUUCGUAUGUGUAGGCAAAUUGCAAGGAACUACAAUUUUAAUACCGUGGCUUCAGAGAGUUUGCAACGUGAGAGUGUCUUGCAUAAGUGGAGGCAGAUGUGUGGGCUGAUGGUGAAAUGUGGCACUCACUCAGGGCGACAGUUUUUCGUGAACUUGAGCAGCCCGUGUGCGCCUCGUCGUGUUGUGACGUCAUCACGGUGACUGCCGAGAACUUGUUGCGAGAUUCGCAGGAACGAAGCGCUCGCUGGUGCCGCUCUGCUAAAAACGUCGCCACAUCUUGCGCGUUGCUCGUCACGCGUCACGCUCGCGUGGUCAGUUUUGUCGACAGACGCGACCGGGUUGCUGCUUCCCCCCCCCCCCCCCCCCCCGUCUAGAAAUAGCGCUGUGUGUGUGUACCGCGCAGUCAGUCUGGUUUCCAAGGUGAAGCACGCACUCGUGCCCGCUGGUAAUGAUGCCUCUCCCGCUAACGAGGUCCAUUAGCGCUAUCCAGACAGCAUUUACAAACGGCUGGGGGCACGGCGAUCUGAUUGGGUGACGUGGCGAGAUCGCGGCGGGGAAAAGUUGCAGACAUUCCUAGGAAUAGUGUGAGCCGGGCAGCAAUCAGUAUCUGAAAAUGUGCUGAUUGCUAUUAAUGGCCUGAUCUGAUUAGACUGCUUCUUGUGUUACCUUCGUGAGCGAAUUUGUGUGAAGUUAGGGCGUGCGUAGGCACGUCUCGGUGCAAAUCGUUCGGCGUGGCAGGGAUUUAUGCGCGGAGCAGUCGUCUUGUACCGCUCGAGGUUAAAAUCCUGGUUGGGACGCGACGACAAAACGGACGUCACUUUGUGUGUGAGGAAUCGCAACGGAGGUUGUCGUACCAGGGACGGCGCCUGUCAGGCGAAUGUGGAAUUUUCUGCCAAUGACUCACAGGGCAGCCAAUGUAGUUGAGAACGUCUCCAUUGGUUUCUAUUUGUAGCUCCGGAUUGAGGAGAACUGCAACCUGGAGCCAUGACCUGCCACUGCAGCUCAUCGCUUGAGCCGACUUGCAAAUCUUGCCUCGUGUGUACGUGAGAGCCGUGACCGCAUCCUUUUACGCCACGGAGGAUGAGUCACCGCCGCGCCUCCCUGGACAUUGCAUUAUCUUACAAAUCCGCGUUCUCACGUAGUGUCAUCUAAUUGGGGGUGAGGUUUUGCAAGUGGGAUAGUGGUGUAAUAUCCAUUUCCUGUUGGUGAGGCACUGCUUAUGAAUGAGACCCACGUUUCAUUGGAUGAUGGACGUAAACACAAUAUUACUAUCUUGCAAUAAUAUUUGGAAUGUGAACUGCAAUGCAUUGUAGAUUAAUUGCUGCAAUGAAAGAUGGUGUUUGGGAUUGGGUAAAGUGUUAUAGUUAGGGGUAGGGUUAUGGGUUGUGAAAGGGAUCAAAUCCAAACCAAAUGUUGUGAAGCGUUGGAGUGACAUCAUAAAUGUGUUUUGAAAUUUUUGUAUUGCAGUGAUUGGGGUGGAAUGGUGGCACAGUGGUGAGCACAUUGCACUAUGAACUCGGUGGCCUGAGUUCAAUUUCCAGCCACCGAUAACGUCAGUGGCGAGUUAUAGCUGCACCGGUCGCUCGGCACCCUCUUCACUAACCCACAUGGUAAAGUACAGUCAGAUAACCUCUAUGACAAAGGCUUGGGGAGGCCUUCCUCCAACAGUUGAUACUGCACUGUAUAAUAUUACAUUUUAUACAGUGCAGUUGUGUAGUUUGGGGUUAGUGUUGAACUGUCACUGUUAGGCACAGGGAUAACCGCUGGGCUUAUAGGUCGAACCGUGGAUGGGCGCAAGCCAAACCCCCAACUCUCAUGACGCGCGCGAUCCCACAAUGAUUUUUAGUUUUUGUGUGUCACGCCACGAUUGUAAACCGGCCCUGGGCCUUUGGCAGUGUCUGCAAGCGGUUUACAGAAUCCGCAUUGUGUUACCGAGGACAUUGUUGAGGGUAGAGUAAUAUUUAUCUGUUUAUUUUGGGACUACCGCCCCCAUUGCUGCAUAGCAAAUGCGCCCCUGUAGAUAACCAGUUCUCCGUGGAAUUAGUGGUGUUACUAAAUCAUUGGCUUAGUUUGCACAGUCUGCUAAUUUACCAAGGUGCAUCAUCGGGUUUUAAUCAUCUUGUGAUAUCAUCGCGCACAGGAGGAGGAGGUCGUUAUGUGCCCAGACCAUAACGUGAGUCAAAAUUUUAAAUGAAAAAAAAUCUGCUAGCAAAAGUUUUAAUAGAAUCACCGUAUAAAAUGGCGUGUGUGUGUCACUACUAAGUUGGUCUCCCUUGCGUAAAAAAGGUAAUGGAUCUCAUUGGGCUCUUGCUUCAGUAAUUAUAGGACCUUGGCUUGAAAUGAAAUAAGUAUUUGUGACCCCGGGUACACCGAGCGCUCUCCUGUUGUAGAGACCCGUGUGUAUUUAUUAAGUGGUUGUGUGCAGAUAGGAUAGAACGAGUUGGUGCUCUCAGAGCAAAUUGAAGGGAUUUAGACGAGAUAUGUACCAGCGUGGUUAAGACAUCCACGCAAUCGCUGCUGGCCCUGACUUAUGAUGUCAUGUCUCCCCGAUGCGGUUUUCGGGUUUGGACCGCAUGUUGUCCGGUACGAUGUCCAACGUUUCGCAUGCCCUGGGAGGCUGUUCAGGAACGGGUUUGUUCCUUGAACACCUUCAAUUCAGUUUCUGUUGAAGCUCUCGGCACGUGGAAUACAAACUUAAAACGCGAAGACACUAACAGACGCAUCGGAGAGAUAUUUCGUCAGACUCUCGCAAAAUGACAGUGGGAAUUAUUAUCACGUGACAUUUUUAUCCAUUAGAAAAAGAUACACGCUGAAUCUCGGUCAACUCGGGAGAGAUCCGUUGGGUGUUGGGCUAAUUCCUUUUUGAGUAGUUUUGCAAUAGAAAAGAUGUUCUGCAUACACUAUUUGCAUAUACUUUAAACACACGAGAAUGACGAAUACACCGCACCCCGUAUAUAUUACAGCUUCACCAGAAGACAAACCACAGAUUAUCCGUCGCGCUCACACGGUGUUCAUGGAUGUGUUCAUGUUGCCGUCUAACGUCAGCUUUGUGAAUGCAGUCGAAGCUGGAUAUAACCAAACUACCUUCGGAGCAAGGCCACGUGUGCUUAUAUCCACAGUAGCGUGUUUGCAUCAGAUGUUGCCAUUCACCCUGAGCGGCAAGGUGGCCCAGUGGUAACCUCGUGGCCCACAGCAUUCCUGGGUUCGAUUCACCGACUCGGGGUGCCUUUCUGUGUGCAGUUGCUAAAUUCUCCCCCGCUCUUCUGCGUGGAUUUCCUCCGGGUUCGCCGGUUUCCUCCCAUAUUUACAAAAAACAACCCCAUACAAUUUAGUGCACCUAGGAUUGACCAAACAUCUUAAUGCUGAAAAAUGAAACGGCAAUUUGCUCAAAGUGUGAUGACUGUGCGCACAGCAGUAACAUCGCCUCCUGCUGUAAAGAUGUUUUUGUGAGGCCCCUCCUGAAAACGAUUCCUGAGACUGGAGGCAUUCCCUCGGCAAAAAAAUCGUAGUAACAACAACCUUCCGCCCACCAGCGUGACAAUGUAAAAACGUGUGUUGCUUACAUCAGAACGGAGCAUGUGGUAGGUGUGCUUAUAUCCAGCUUCUACUUUACGACGAUUUGCUAAGGAGUUUAAAAAAAUCCGCUGUAAGCGCACGAUGGUUGAGUGGCUGUGUGUGUGGGGGGGGUCUGUGUGUCAUUGUUCGUGGCAGAUGUUGUUGAGUGUGCGGUGAAACUUGAAUGCCCCAAAAAGUGUCGUGUGGAAUUUAACGCACAGGGUACAAAAAUAAAUUUAAUCUAUUUAAAAACAACUAUCGUAUAUAUAAAAGAAAAAUAGAGUGACUAUAUAUAUACAGAAACUACUGGGUUUAAAAUUUGUGAACAGAGUGAGUUUAUGUACACGAUUAUAAAUGUUAAUUAUCUGUGCACUUUUGAUUAGCUAGCGUUCGUGACUUGGGUGAGAUUGUAUUUGAGAGCGGACUACCGGUGCAAUUCAGAGUGAGGCUUAAGGUGCGGCCUAAUGAGUUACUCUUCUCUACCUACUACAGAGAGAGAUGACCCCUUUGCAUGGAAGGUUACCGACAGAUGUAUAAGUGUGGUUCUUGCUGUCCCCACUCGUACAAGGUCAGUAUAUAUUGGUCAAGGUCUCAGUCCUGCUGUUAAGACUCGACUUGCCAUGAUACCACAGGACAUCAAAUUUCACAAUGUGACGUUUUUCACAAAAUUAUGAAUUCAAAUGUAUUCCCAUGAAUUUGUAAUUGUGUUUCACAUUUUAUCGUUUUUGUUUCUGUGCUUUGCUGUACUUCUCGUACGAAUAAAAACGACUUAAACGUUA